Messenger RNA from Oldenlandia corymbosa var. corymbosa, 1347 nucleotides. Lineage: Eukaryota; Viridiplantae; Streptophyta; Magnoliopsida; Gentianales; Rubiaceae. The record is from the annotation of a GenBank genome assembly.
AUGGCGGCAUUUGUCACCAACUGUGUAUCAGUUAUUUUUAUGGUUUCUUUUGUUUUCACCAUCAUCCCUUGUUUGGUAGCAAACACCACCAUUACCAUCGACAAAGAUGCACAUAUUGCCGACUUCGAUGAGUUCCUACAGAAGCGCGCUGAGAAAGCCCUCCAAUCUUCCCUCAGCGCUUAUAAUCCUCACCCCGAAGAGGUCACCGAUAACUUUAACAAACAAGUUGGAGACUUGUUGUUGGGUGGCAAUGUCACGAGGAGGAACCUGAAAAAGUCCGAUUGUAUGGCGACAAAUCCCAUUGACAGAUGCUGGAGGUGUGAUCCUAACUGGGCUAAAGACAGGAAGAAGUUAGCUCGUUGUGCUCGCGGGUUUGGCAGGUACACUACUGGUGGAAUGGCCGGGAACUACUACGUUGUCACGGAUCCCUCAGACGACGACAUUCAGAAUCCUAGACCCGGGACCCUGCGCCAUGCAGCCAUCCAGGAAGAGCCGUUGUGGAUCAUCUUCGAGCGUAACAUGGUUAUUAGGCUGAGCGAAGAGCUUUUGAUCACCAGCAACAAAACAAUUGAUGGCAGGGGAGCAGAGGUGCAUAUUGCCUAUGGUGGUGGUCUAACCCUCCAAUUUGUACAGAAUGUCAUCAUUCACAACAUUCGCAUCCAUCACAUAUAUCCUGGAUCAGGAGGAAUGAUUAGAGAUUCCGUUUUUCAUAUUGGUUUGAGAACAAAGAGUGAUGGAGAUGGUAUCUCCAUCUUCGGUUCAAACCACAUAUGGAUUGACCAUGUUUCUAUGUCAAAAUGCAGUGAUGGUCUAAUUGAUGCCAUCAUGGCUUCAACAGCAAUCACAAUUUCCAGCUGCAAGUUCAAUAAUCAUAAUGAUGUGAUCCUGUUGGGAGCAAGUGAUGGACAUAGCGAAGACGCAAUAAUGCAAGUUACUGUGGCAUUUAAUCGUUUUGGGAAGGGAUUGGUUCAGAGGAUGCCGCGGUGCAGAUGGGGAUUUUUCCAUAUAGUGAACAAUGACUAUGCUCAAUGGCAAAUGUAUGCUAUUGGUGGCAGUGCACAUCCUACUAUUAUCAGCCAGGGGAACCGAUUCAAGGCCGCCAAAAACCAGUUCACCAAGGAGGUGACCAAGAGGGAUUAUGCUGAGGAGAGCGAAUGGAGCAAAUGGCAAUGGAGGUCAGAAGGUGACGUAUUCUUGAAUGGAGCCUACUUUGUUGAAUCCGGGGCACCUCUGCAUGAGACUCCAUUCAACGGUAAGAAUAAGCUCCAAUUCAAGCCAGGGUCAUACGCAGGAAGACUCACCAGAUACGCUGGGGCGCUUAAAUGUAAAGCAAGCCAACCUUGUUAA